This is a messenger RNA of Drosophila montana, 787 nucleotides long. It is a transcript of the gene moon, whose product is annotated as moonshiner. The coding region runs from base 101 to 649 and encodes 182 amino acids. The record is from RefSeq and is a predicted model, not a curated record. NCBI's taxonomy places the organism in Eukaryota, Metazoa, Arthropoda, Insecta, Diptera, Drosophilidae. The transcript has a single exon.
AGGCUGCGUUUUCGCAAGAAAACCAAUAUGUAAAUAGACGAAAAAAUGAAGAAAAAAAAUGUAGCAAAUCAAUAAGCACACCGUUUCGCAAAGCCGCAAAAUGCCGCGCCGUAAAAACAAUAAAAUUGAUAUCAAGCCCAGCUGGAUUGCCGAUUCCUGCAACUUUUUUACCCAUGUAAUUACGGAUACCUUGGAGAAUCUUCGCAAAAGUUCCAUAAGCCGCACUGAGAAAAUGGCGCUCGACAAACUGGAGACACAAUGGAUGCAACACUACAUGCCCAGCAAUCAUAUGCCGGAGUCGAAUCCCUGCCCGUUACCGGUUCCCAAGCCAAAGCCGCGACGGCCCACCGCAAAGCCGACAGCAAAGGCAGCCGGUAAAGCAAAUCCAGUUGAGCAGUCUGUGGAUCCCCACACUUUGGAUGACCACGUCAAUAUAGUGUAUCGCAUUUGCAUUCCUCCCCUGAAGCCCCAUUGGCAGUGCCGCAGCUUCGAUCUCAGUAUUCCGGCAUAUGUGUGCAAAGAUAAUUUAAUUGAUCAGCUAAUUAACUGGCAGCUGCUGGACCGCAUUAUGGAGCUGCCGCAGGAAGAGGCCACGGCCAUGUUUCAGAAGUAUGUGAAAAAAUUGCUGCUGUUGCAACAAGUUGAUUAAGCAGGGCUUACAAAAUAAAUCAUAUUGUAAUACACAAGUGUAUAAGCGUAAUUUAUAUGCAUGUAAUUAGUUUGUGAAACAUACAAGUAAAUCAUAAAAUGAAAUAAUGCGAGGAUUGAAAUUGGCGCAAUUCGUAAA